AUGUUUUCCUGCAAGGAGGCAAUUACUACAUUUAAAGGGAAACUCAAGCUGUUCUGGUUGAACCUUGGAAGACGAGAGUUUGCACAGUUUCCUUCCUUAGCAGUUAUAUCCACCGAUCUGCUUGAUGAUGACCUAGCAGUGUAUGUUGACCAUCUGAAGCAGUUGCAUAAUGAUAUGGACACUCGCUUCUCUGACCUACUCCAAAUGACUGUGCCACACUGGUUUGUGGAUCCCUUCAUUGCUGAUGUAUCUGAAGUUGAUGUCACCCUACAAGAAAGUCUCAUUGAACUUCAGAAUAACACAACAGCUCAAGCAAGGUUCAAGCGUGGAGGACACCAGAAGCUGUGGAUGAAUCAAGAUGUGUAUAAGAAGUACCCAAUACUCUGGAAAGAUGUGAAGUUGCUCUUACUUGCCUUUCCCACGUCUUACUUGGUUGAGACUGGUUUCAGUCGGGUGAUGUACCUGCUGUCAAAGACACGAAAUCGCCUUGACAUAGAAAAAAAGAGGCGAUUUACGUCUCUCUCUGACAGCUUUCAAGCCAAACAUUGA
Molecule: messenger RNA, 549 nt
Organism: Macrobrachium nipponense
Lineage: Eukaryota; Metazoa; Arthropoda; Malacostraca; Decapoda; Palaemonidae
Product: protein FAM200A-like
Exons: 1
Coding region: 1-549 (182 amino acids)
Source: RefSeq, a predicted model, not a curated record